Molecule: messenger RNA, 7188 nt
Organism: Tympanuchus pallidicinctus (lesser prairie-chicken)
Lineage: Eukaryota; Metazoa; Chordata; Aves; Galliformes; Phasianidae
Gene: ANKFY1
Product: ankyrin repeat and FYVE domain containing 1
Exons: 25
Coding region: 154-3618 (1154 amino acids)
Cellular component (GO): cytoplasm
Molecular function (GO): protein binding; metal ion binding
Source: RefSeq, a predicted model, not a curated record
CCUUCUUGUUGCGGGAUUGACUUUGGAUGUAGAUUUUACUUAGGAAUUUGUCUGAUUGGUGUGGGUUCUUAUGGGCGGGUAAUAAUCAGUGAACCACAGUGACAGCAGUGUGCAGUUUGUGCAGAGGAGGUGGCCAAGCUGGAAAAGCACCUGAUGCUUCUCCGCCAGGAGUAUGUGAAGCUGCAGAAGAAACUGGCUGAUACGGAGAGAAGAUGCAAUCUUCUGGCUGCCCAGGCUAACCAGGACAACGCCAGCGACACUUUCAUCAGCAGACUUCUUGCCAUUGUAGCUGAGCUCUAUCAGCAGGAGCAGUACAGUGAUCUGAAGAUAAAAGUUGGGGACAAGCAUAUCAGCGCUCACAAAUUCGUCUUAGCAGCACGCAGCGAUGCUUGGAGUCUGGCCAACCUUGCCUCAACAGAGGAGCUGGAUCUGUCAGAUGCUGACCCAGAGGUAACCAUGGCAAUGCUGCGCUGGAUCUACACAGAUGAACUUGAGCUAAGAGAAGAUGAUAUCUUUUUGACAGAGCUCAUGAAACUAGCUAAUAAAUUUCAGCUCCAGCUGCUUAGGGAAAGAUGUGAAAAAGGAGUCAUGUCACUAGUUAAUGUCAGGAACUGCAUUCGUUUCUACCAGACUGCUGAGGAGCUGAAUGCUAGCACUCUUCUGAAUUAUUGUGCAGAAAUAAUUGCUAGUCACUGGGAUGACUUGCGGAAAGAAGACUUCAGUAGCAUGAGUGCUCAGUUGUUGUAUAAAAUGUUCAAGUCAAAGACAGAAUAUCCUUUGCAUAAAGCUAUUAAAGUUGAGAGAGAAGAUGUAGUCUUCUUGUAUCUCAUCGAAAUGGAUUCACAGCUUCCUGGGAAGCUCAAUGAAUUGGAUCAGAAUGGAGACCUUGCUUUGGAUUUAGCCCUCUCCCAAAGACUGGAGAGCAUUGCAACCACGCUGGUCAACUACAAGGCUGAUGUAGAUAGGGCAGACAGAAAAGGCUGGAGUCUGUUACAUAAAGCCAUUCAAAGAGGAGAUAAAUUUGCUGCAAACUUUCUCAUUAAGAAUGGUGCCCGUGUGAAUGCUGCUACGCUGGGAGACCAGGAGACUCCUCUGCACCUUGUGGCAUCAUACAGCCCUAAGAAGCAUUCACCUGAUGUCAUGGCAGAGAUGGCACAGAUAGCAGAAUCUCUCCUACAGGCAGGAGCCAAUCCAAAUAUGCAAGACAACAAAGGAAGGACCCCAUUACACAUGUCAAUUGUGGUCAGAAAUGAACCUGUAUUCAGUCAGCUUCUCCAGUGCAAACAACUAGACUUGGAGCUGAAGGAUCAUGAGGGAAGCACAGCUCUGUGGCUUGCAGUUCAGUAUAUCACUGUAUCAUCUGAUCAGUCUGUAAACCCUUUUGAGGAUGCACCUGUUGUAAAUGGAACUUCGUUUGAUGAGAACAGUUUUGCAGCAAGGUUGAUCCAACGAGGCAGCAAUACAGAUGCUCCAGACACAGUAACAGGGAACUGCUUGCUUCAGAGGGCAGCUGGUGCAGGAAAUGAGGCGGCUUCUCUCUUCCUAGCAACUCAUGGAGCAAAAGUCAACCACCAAAACAAAUGGGGGGAAACACCACUGCAUACUGCCUGUAGGCAUGGCCUGGCAAACUUGACAGCAGAACUUUUGCAACAAGGAGCCAAUCCAAACAUUCAGACUGCAGAAGUGGCACCUGGUCAAAAGGACGCAUCUUCUCCAACAGCAGAGAACGUUUAUCUGCAAACUCCCCUUCACAUGGCUAUUGCUUACAAUCACCCAGAUGUGGUAUCAGUCAUCCUGGAACAAAAAGCUAAUGCUCUUCAUGCAACCAACAACUUGCAAAUCAUUCCUGAUUUUAGUUUAAAGGACUCAAGAGACCAAACUGUGCUGGGAUUGGCACUUUGGACAGGCAUGCACACAAUAGCAGCUCAGCUGCUUGGAUCUGGAGCAUCCAUCAAUGACACGAUGUCAGACGGGCAGACUCUGCUCCAUAUGGCAAUACAGAGACAGGAUAGUAAGAGUGCACUCUUUCUGCUGGAGCAUCAGGCAGAUAUAAACGUCAGAACACAGGAUGGAGAGACUGCAUUACAGCUGGCUAUAAAAAACCAGCUCCCUCUUGUGGUUGAUGCUAUUUGUACCAGGGGAGCAGAUAUGUCUGUGCCAGAUGAAAAAGGAAAUCCUCCUUUGUGGCUUGCCUUAGAAAAUAACCUGGAAGAUAUUGCGUCAACUCUGGUGAGACAUGGCUGUGAUUCAACCUGUUGGGGGUCAGGACCAAGUGGUUGCUUACAGACUCUUCUUCACAGAGCUAUUGAUGAAAACAGUGAACAAGUAGCGUGCUUUCUUAUUCGCAGUGGCUGUGAUGUGAAUAGUCCCAGAAAGCCAGGUCCCAACGGAGAAGGAGAAGAAGAAGCUCAUGAUGGACAGACACCCCUACACCUGGCAGCCUGCUGGGGUCUAGAGGAAGUGAUUCAGUGCCUUUUGGAGUUUGGUGCCAAUGUCAAUGCUCAGGAUGCAGAAGGAAGAACUCCAAUUCAUGUUGCCAUUAGCAACCAACAUAAUGUUAUAAUUCAGCUUAUGAUUUCACAUCCAGAAAUUAAGCUAAAUGUACGUGACAGGCAAGGAAUGACUCCCUUUGCAUGUGCUAUGACCUAUAAAAAUAAUAAGGCAGCUGAAGCAAUCUUGAAGAGGGAGCCAGGAGCUGCUGAGCAGGUAGAUAAUAAAGGUCGCAAUUUUCUGCAUGUUGCAGUUCAGAACUCUGAUAUCGAGAGUGUGUUGUUCCUGAUAAGUGUACAGGCGAACGUAAACUCUCGGGUCCAGGAUGCUUCUAAGCUAACACCUCUCCACCUGGCAGUGCAAGCUGGCUCAGAGAUCAUUGUGCGUAAUCUGCUGCUUGCAGGUGCCCAGGUGAACGAACUGACAAAGCAUCGUCAGACUGCUCUUCACUUAGCAGCACAGCAAGAUUUGCCCACCAUUUGUUCAGUCCUUCUGGAGAAUGGAGUAGACUUCGCAGCUGUAGAUGAAAAUGGAAACAAUGCUCUUCAUCUGGCAGUGAUGCACGGCCGUCUGAACAAUAUCCGGGUCCUCCUCACAGAAUGCAAUGUAGAUGCUGAAGCCUUUAACAUUAGAGGCCAGUCACCAAUGCAUAUUUUGGGACAAUAUGGGAAAGACAAUGCAGCAGCCAUCUGUGACCUCUUCUUGGAGUGCAUGCCAGAGUAUCCUCUAGACAAACCUGAUGCUGAAGGAAACACAGUGCUCCUCCUGGCAUAUAUGAAGGGAAAUGCCAACUUGUGCCGUGCAAUAGUGAGAGCUGGCGCUCGUCUUGGAGUUAACAAUAAUCAGGGAGUCAAUAUCUUCAACUACCAAGUUGCUACAAAACAGCUUCUCUUCAGAUUACUGGAUAUGCUGACAAAAGAACCUCCCUGGUGUGAUGGCUCCAACUGCUACGAAUGCACUGCCAAAUUUGGAGUCACAACAAGAAAGCAUCACUGCCGACACUGUGGACGCCUGCUCUGCCAUAAGUGCUCAACGAAGGAGAUUCCUAUCAUAAAAUUUGAUCUGAACAAACCAGUUCGAGUUUGCAACAUCUGCUUUGAUGUCCUGACUCUGGGAGGAGUUUCCUAGUAUGCUGUGGAAGUAAAGGGAUUUCCAGUCUGUUCCUGACAGCAGCUCUGCUUACAAGUCCUCUGGAUAGGGAAGAGGAGGCCUAUACAUGUCUUCUGCAAUAGACUGAACAAAUUAAGGACCCUGUUAAUGAUAUAUUCUGGUGUAAAUGACUUUGUAUGACUGUAAAUGUGUUGGGCUGUGAUAGACUUCACUAGGAAUUCGAGUGGAUUGUUGAAACCAAGUGACAAAAUAAUUUAGAUCUUCUUCUAGUUGCAGUUGGGUGUGGAAGCUAAAGGCUGGUGUUUUGAAUUGACGUAAAACAGGUCUGUCCUUGAGAUGGUGCUUUGCACUGAGCAACUCUAUUAAGUCCUGUUGCUUUCAGGCUGCUUAGUAGAGAUGGCAUUAAGUUUCAGGGUAACCAGGUAUCUUUCUUUGCUUUGUCUUAAAGAUUAACUUUCCCUUUCUGUAGAGAAGACUUGUGAAGCUAGACUGAGCUGUUACAACCACUGUUCAUUUCAAGAAACUCUUCAAAAAUGGGAGUUAGUCCUAAGCAUAGCUCAAUAAUUGUGGCCUUACAACAGAAAGCUUUACAUCUGAUGCAGAGCAGUCAGAAUUGCAGAUCCACAUCUUGAUACCUCCUCAUUAGUGUUAGCAUGUUCAAGAGAAGUGCAAGACUGUUUUAGCCAGAAAAUACUCUUGCUCAUACCUGUUAGAGCUGUCAAAGCCUACUUUGUUGCACUUUCCUAUCUCCAUGACUAGUCCUUCCAAUUCAUGAAACUCGUGUAAAUGACCUUAAAUGCGCUGAAGGGCCGAAGCUUCUGCUAAAUGAAGAAACACUAAAGCUGGUUACGUAGUCUGAGUCGCCGUACAGCAAUAAAUGCUGAAGUGCAUUAUGAAUUCCAUGAGGGAGAGCGGCCCUUUCCUUUGGUUUGGAGACCCUGGUUGACUGCUGCAGGAGAGGCAGUAAGCUCAGAAGGUGCUGUGUCUCUGGGUCCAGUCAGAGCAGGAUUGCCAGCCAGUGGGAGUGUAUGUGGAGGUUUCCUGUAAUACAAAGCCUCUGUUGUUGAGGGAAGGAUUCUGAACUGGCAGUGGAGGGCCAGGCUUCUGGGUUAUGCUGCAGUAUUUUAAUCUGAGCUGGUCAUGUUCUCUUAAACAUGCUGAAUCUGUGAAAUGCUUAUGCCACAUUGUCUAGGAAACCAAUCUGCUAAUAAACAAGGUUGUGGUUUGGCAGGCAAAGGCUUCAGUCAGAAGAAAAUGUGUGUUUAAGCAGAACUGCGUGCCAUGCUAAGGCUUUCUUCAUCCUAAGAGAUCAAUCUAGUUUAGACUGAACUUGACAUUCCUCACCUCUGUUCCAUGGACUGGCACGUGUUUACUUAAAGACUGGUAAAUGGAGUGUUUGAUAUGGAGAUGAUGGUGACACACUGCUCUAAGAGUUAGAUGAGGUGAUGAACCAGACUGCUGCUUUUAUAGGGGACUUGCCUGAGGCUUUUUCUCAAUUUUGUACAAGAAAUGAUGGGGAGGGUAUAAACACUAUCAUUUGCACAGUGAGUUUCACACGGUCUCACUUGAUCUGCACUUUGAUCUUCCAAUAUGCAUAUAACUGGAAUCUCACUCUUUCAACACUAGAAAAGAGUAAUGGAUGAUGCAAUACAAAUUUCCCUUACUGUUUUAUGUCUGCUGCUGGCAUGUUCCAGUAGAAUGGCCUGUGUAAUGCAAAUGGUCUGUGUAGCACCAUUCCUAAUAUAAAUGGUACAUUUCUGGCAUAAUGUCAGUUACAUUUUAUGCUUAGAUGAAUGAGGUGGGAGAUGAUGGUGUCUGAAGCUUUUAACUGCACGCUACAGCUUGUUGGAAUAGAUUGUGGAAAGCAUUUUCUAGUCAAUGUCUUUCUGUGCUUCAAAAUAACAUUGAUUGCAAGUCUCUGGCAAUGAAGGGUAACAGACUGCUGGAGAGAGUGCAUUAGACUACCUGACUGCAGUGCACUGCAUGUUAUCAUGAUAGCUUCUCUCCUGGCUUUGAGCUGCAGACUUAAACAUUGUGGUAGAGGAGUGUCCUAGGGCUGCAGCUGGUGGACUUAAUCUAAAUUGAAAAGCUCCACAACAUUUAAGUGCUUUAGCAAUUACGUUUCACCUUUUUGGUGACUUCCCUGAUGGAAGAGUUAGGAGAACAGGGAUUCUAUUCCAACAGGAUAAGCAGCUGUUUAAAUAUUUUUUUAAAAAGUCUUAAUGAAAACUCAGUUAAACUGAACGUAAGGUUAAGACUGGCUAGCUGCUCUUUUUCUGUAAGCAGAGUAAGAAGUAGGACUGCCUGAAACUUUAGGAAGGAUCUGGGGAACUGUACUUACUGCUCCGUUUGCCCUUUCCAGCCAAUAUUCUACCAGCUUGAUCUUUCCUACUGAAGUCUGCGAGCCAAGUUCUGAAUAUGGAUAAACUAAUACACAGCCUGAGACAUUCAUUUAAAUUAAAUUCAAAGCAACUAAAUACAGCAAAUUUGAUCAUUUUUAAAGUGCCUUUGUGAUAGUUUCCUUACAGCCAACUCUACGUAGCUUUCUGCCGGGGUUAAAAGGGAAAAGCUGACAACUUGAACCAAAAUCCCCGUUCAGUCCUCAUGUAGUUCAAACUUCAGCUCGAGACGUUGGCCUCACCAAGCAGCUGGUGGGGCUCAGUCCUUUACGCACUCUGCAUAGCAUUGGUCUGAAACAUCAGAUCUCAGAUUCUUUUGGAGUUUUGCUGGCAAUGCUCCACUGCAGAGGAGAAACUGUGAAUGGAGGCACUUGGUAAUUUUGUAGUGGUCAGCACAUUUCUAUCUCCGUCAGCAAACGCGCUUCCUUUUUGUAGCAUCCUGCAGUUGUGACCAAAAACCCCACCCCUCUUCCACUGCUAUCUGUGGUAUCUAUUAACUCGAGGCUUGAGUCUGCCAAGGAUUGAACAGAAGGGUACAGAGAAAAGGUGCCCCUGGGAAGCAGUGCUGUCAGAGCAGGCUUUGGGCACUUCAGCAGGGCUGCAUGGAAAGUCUGUGAUAGUUCAUAGUGCAGCUUUUUGUUCCGAGUCUGGAUUCCUUCUGACUGUGGUCAUCCGGCACUUUUAUACAAGCACAAAAUGUGGUCUGGCUUCAGCUUCAAUGUAUGAAUCUCUUUGAAGGUGUAAUCACUGCUUUGCACCACUAAGUGGAGUGAGAAUGUUAGCGUUAAAGGUACUAACAGAGCUGCUUGCUAAAUUUGACAGAUGCCUUAAUGACUUCCUGUGCUGGAGAUCAAUGGCUCAUCCAACUUCUCACACAGUGCUUCUAAAUUAACAUGCAACGACAUGGGAGGCCCAGGCUGGAUUUUUUUCUUAGUAGGCAACUCCUUUUUUUUUCCUUUAACCAGCAGAGUUUGAAUACUGCAGCAAACUUGGUUAACUCAAAGCUUGUAUGAGCAAUUUAAACAGGUAAUUGAACCUUCUAGCCUCUGUGAAAUAGAAAAGGAAGUCUUACAACAAUGGCAUUUUAUCUGCGGUGUUUGUCUGGAGUCAUUGUAAAAAUGUAUUUUUCCAAUAUGCAUUACUUUGUUGUGUAAUAAUUCUACUUGUAAUAAAAUGCAUAACUAAAUAA